Molecule: messenger RNA, 1481 nt
Organism: Orbicella faveolata
Lineage: Eukaryota; Metazoa; Cnidaria; Anthozoa; Scleractinia; Merulinidae
Source: RefSeq, a predicted model, not a curated record
UACGGGAGGUUCGACUGUAGUUUAAUUUAUUCCACUCGUUAAGAAUUUGCUGGCUUUCGAAAACAAAACAAAAAAACUCGACCGUAUGGAAACGAGACUGACUGUUCAAUCGUUAGUCGGAAAUAAAACAGUUUCUUUGGCUUUCCUGAUUUAACAGACGAUUCGAUUUUGUCUCUCCGUCACUGAGCGACUGACGGUGAUUGCUGCCUUCCUUGUGAAAACUAAAUGGAUCUCAUUCUUUAUAUUAAAGAUUUAACAACUGCGCACACUCCAUUAGAUCUCACAGGUAUAUGUUCUUGGCUUUGAUUUCUAUAAUAACUCUGAUCACUGCUCAGUUAAAAAUAACCAGGUUACAGCACUGAGGGUCUUGGCACGGCCGCGAUGAGGUUGGACAACCUAGUAGUUCUAAUUUUCCUCGGUGUAGUGAUAGCGGCAUUACCCGCAAAGAAGGAAGAGAAAAAGCCCGAACCACGUGACAGCAAUCGCUCACUUCUCACAGAGCUUCAACAGGCCGAGGCCUCUGGUGCGGAACCUGGGAAAGAGACAGAGUCGACAUCCGCCGUGUUGCUAGAGAAAGUCCCGAAAUUUAAAACGAAAGUGGAAGAAAUAAAGUGGAAAUUGAACAAGGCGCGAAAGAAGCUGAAAAUUGCUAAGCAAUAUGUCGCGCUGGCUGAUAAGGUUGCCAAGCUGAGAAAGAAAGCACGAACUGGUAGUAAUAACGUCAAAGAUGUUAUACGGAAAGCAGAAGUCGCCUUGGUACAUGCUGGUGAACACAUGGGGCUCGAUUACGUACAUUUUAAGAAGUAAAUUGGCGAAGUUUUCCCCAAUUGCAAGAGAAAAAAACUAAGUCAGGAGAAGAUUACUAGGAGACAAUCGUCAAUGAAACGCUUCAAAAUCUAUUUUUACAUUACGUUAAUGUGGACUGUUAUAACAUGACGUUCAAAGUUAUAUUAAACAUGAUUGCAUGGUUAUUGUUAAUCUUCCGGCACAGGCUGAUAUGUCAGUUGACUUCCUUUUCCCCACAAUAAUCAUUCAAAGUGGGUGGAGAAACAUAGAAGCAGACAACUCCGUAACAUUUCGGGCUAAACUAUAUAUCUUUUUCAGUUAACCUACUCUCAGUUUUAAAGACGGUUUACUGGAGCAGAGACCUGUGGAGAGAAAUAGAUAUCUUGUGUUUAGGAAUGUUACUUUUUACUGUCACUGACCCCAUUACUACGACUACUAGCUUCAACAGUUAACUAGGAAGGGGCUCCGAGAAUAACUCUCCUCAUCUGAAAGCGAAUGUGGAAAUGGUAAUUAUUCACUUAAAUUGCAUGCGUCUUAGCGUCACGUUCAACGUUUAACGUUACAGUGGGCAGCUCCUGUUGAAAAAAUUCCUCCCCCCCUCCCAUGAAGGUGAAUUUGUAAAAAUAACCCAUUAUAACAAGUUACAUUUGCAAUGUCUCCAAUCCCAUUAUUAGCACUCGUAAUAUCAAGUUUAA